Messenger RNA from Plodia interpunctella (Indianmeal moth), 2769 nucleotides. RefSeq lists its product as uncharacterized. The record is from RefSeq and is a predicted model, not a curated record. Bases 560 to 1768 code for a protein of 402 amino acids. The transcript is spliced from 3 exons. NCBI's taxonomy places the organism in Eukaryota, Metazoa, Arthropoda, Insecta, Lepidoptera, Pyralidae.
GGUAAAUCAUUAUUUGCUGAUUUGAAGAAAAUGAUUACGAAAAAUAUUUCAAUUAAAUUCACAAGCCCUCCGUGUUUUGAGGGUACACAAUCAAUGAUGUGUUGCAGUUCUCCAGCGAGGAGUUCUCUAAGGUCACCGAGGUUAAAUUCAUUAUGACGUAUCGAUUAAAUCAAGAUGUGAUUGAAAAUUUAUUUGGAAUUUAUAGAAUGAGGGGCGGUUGUAAUCGUAAUCCAACAUCAAGAAACUUACCAGCCAUAUUCAGAUCGAAUUUGCUUAAUAAUUUAAUACGAGUAAAAUUAGAAAACACGAAAGACACGCGCGCACUCCCCGAGCACUUGGCAAUCACUAAUUAUGAACACUGCAUGCCGCGACUGUCGUGCCGCCGGUAAAAAUAUCCAGCUCGCAAUUUCUAAAGCCGCCGGGUCCACCCGCCGGCACUAACCCGCAGGGCUCGUGCCGGCGGGCCGGCGGCUUCGGUGUGUAGACAGCUUAAGCGCAAUACACAUCGAGCCCGCCGGGCCGCCGACAAAGCCCGGCGACACAACCCGGCGGCAGAAUCAUGUCGGCAACAUGCGCCUGCGCGUGUUACCCGCCGACAUGUUGGCGGCUUGGGUACGCCUGCGCUCAGUUGCCCGGCGACACUCGAUCUGUAGUGACGUGCUUGUUUUUUUACGACAUGGAGUGGGACGACGAAAAAUAUCUUACGUUAAUUAAUCUUUAUCAUGAGAAGGAGGUAUUGUGGAAUCCAAAACACCCAGAUCAUAAAAGUCGACCAAAGCGUUUUGACUCAUUGAACGAAAUAGCAAACCAUUUUAAGACAAAUGUAUCAGAAAUUGAAAGAAAAAUUAAAAACUUGACAAGUCAGUAUUAUAGAGAGAGAAAAAAAGUGACUGACUCAAAAAAGUCUGGUAUCGGUACAGAUUGUGUAUAUCAGAGCAAGUGGUUUGCAUAUAAAUCAUUUAGUUUUUUGCAAAACAAGAAUACUCCUACUGCCAUGAUCGAUUCUGAGACAUCAAACGAAAGCAGUGUUGUACAACCCCAGCAAAAUGAUUCAUCUCAUUCAUUUGCCGAUGACACAAUUAAACGUCCCAGAAAAAAUCUAAACAACGAAAUGAUGUCACAAGCUCUGUGUGCAGUAUUCGGGGUGCUCUUCAAUAGAGAUCUACCAGUGGUGGGGCGCGUACAACUUAUGAUCGAUGAAAAAGUUGCCGACUUCUCACUCAUAGAUGGCGAUAGUGGUAUCAUAAACACUCUGAAUAUUAUGAAAUCUGUCUCCGAUCGACAAAAUCAAACACAAGAAAAAGAUGAAGAGACUCUUUUUGGAGAAUAUAUUGCAGCAAAACUGAGAAAAAUGGAUAAAUCAACAAAUGCAAUAGUAAAACAUCGAAUAAAUAACAUUAUUUUUGAAACCGAAAUUGGAUAUCAGACAGAUAUGUAUGCAGAUUACGCAAGACCCUCUAGCUCCCGAAGUCAUCCAGGGUACUAUACAGGUUCUCCAAAUGAUCAGCCAAAUGCAUAUCCUUCUAACAGCUCAUCAUCUGUAUAUUCUACUAUUACGAGCCCGGAUCAUCAGCAUUCUACCACCACAAAUCCUUAUAAUCAGCCAAAUACAAACCCUUCAUCUGAAUAUCCCAUCAACAUAAGCCCUCAUCCGCAACUUCCUGGAGUUGAAUCUUCGGUACCAGUAGCGCUUGAUGAAAGUUCUAAUAGUGAACGUAUAAGCAGCCAAGAUAUACAGAACGUUUUCAAAUCCAUAAAUGAAAAUUAAUUUUCUUUCUUUAAGAUCUUUAUUAUACUCUUAUAAUUUGAAAUAAGCUUAGCAUGAGAAAAGUAAUCAAGAAAUAAAUCUGUCUUUUGAAAUGUUAUGAUUAAGAGUCACUAAUUGUAAACACAAAUUAAAAUAUAACUAUCAAUAUUAUGUUUUUUAUUAAAUCUUUUAAUUUAGUUUUUGAUUAAAUUGAUCAUUGAUCAUACUGCCAUUCUAAGCUUCCGACAUCGGAGAGAAAAUAUUCAACCAACUCGUUCCUUGUAUCUUCAGGGCACAGAUUUUAUUAUUAUUUUAUUGACCUCUCUUGGCAAGGCAACAAAACAAUUAUUUUCAGGAGUUACUGUGCGCCAUUCACCUGGUAUGAUUUCUCCGUUAUCAUUUUCAGAAUCAUAUUCGUUUCGCUGCAUAUUUUUUUUUAUAUAAUUGAACAAAUGUACACAGGCCAAUGUCACAAUAGCAGUUUUUUGUGGACAUAGCUGGAUAGGUCUCUUGAAUAUUUGAAAUUUGCUGGUUAACUGGCCAAACACAUUUUCAACAACUCUUCGUCCUCGACAUAUACGAUAAUUGUAAACUCUUUUGGGAGAUCUUUUUGUGUGAUUACCAUCGUAAGGUUUUAUAAUGUGGGUUUGUAAUGCAAAAGCAUCAUCACCCAAAAAAAAAUAAGGCACUGGUAUAUUUCUCCCAGGUAAAGGUUUGUUGUCAGGCAAAUUUAAAGAAUUGUUAUUUAACAUUCUGCAUAACGCAGAGCUAUUAAACACACCGCCAUCUGAAAUACGACCCUGACAUCCCACAUUAGCGUAUAAAAACUUGUAAUCUGCAUCCACUAAUGCAAAUAGUACAAUACUGAAAUAAGAUUUAUAGUUAAAAUAUUCACUUCCACUUCUUGGUGGACAUUGAAUUUUUACGUGUUUUCCGUCCAUUGAUCCAAGGCAAUUAGGAACAUUCCAUCUAUCCAGAUAUCUAUCUGCAACUUUUUUCCAUUCGUUUGAAGUUCUCGGAAU